Paramuricea clavata is the source of this 1662-nucleotide messenger RNA. The record is from the annotation of a GenBank genome assembly. NCBI's taxonomy places the organism in Eukaryota, Metazoa, Cnidaria, Anthozoa, Malacalcyonacea, Plexauridae.
AUGCUCGUGUAUCCUGAACUGUGCCUUUAACAUGGAUAUAUACAUUGUUCUUUAUCAUUAUUGAAAAGACCAAUAGGUGGUGUGUAACUAAUCAAAAUACAUUCAAUUAUUCAAAGUACAUUAGUACAAAGGGAAUUGUGCCAUGUUGGAUGAAUUUCAAAUUGUAGAGAAGAAAAUCAUAUGUCAAAUCCAACCAACAUUGCAACAAUGAUUGUGCACAAAUAAUUGUAAUUGAUUUAUUUAACCUCUUUGUAGAUACCAGUUCAAAGGUUUGAUGAUCAACCUCUUCAAGAGGCAAUACUGCCAACUGGUUAUAACUAUCAUGUUGAGGAUCAUAAUCCACAUGCAGUCCUUAAAAAUGUUUUUGGAUUUCUUCAUUUCAGACCAGGUCAGGAAGAAGCAAUAUCUGCUGUGUUAAACAAGAAGGAUGCUAUUGUUGUGAUUCCAACGGAUGGUGGAAAAACAAUCGUUUAUAGCAUUCCAACAUUGUUAAUUCCUGGAAUAACAGUUGUAGUGUCUCCUCUGUUGAUGUUAAUGCAUGACCAACUUCUUAAAUUAAGAGAGAAAGGCAUCAACACCUGCUAUGUAAAUUCUAUGCUAACUAGCAAACACUGUAAGUCAGUCAUUGCUAAUUUGUCCAGACCUGACAGUGAAUACAAAGUUUUACUUGUAAGUCCCGAGGUAUUACUGAGUCCAUCUUUGGAUUCUCUAAUGAAGAAGUUGAAAGUUGAAGGACGACUUAAUUUUUUUGCAAUUGACAAAGCUCACUGUAUUGACACAUGGGGAGUGGACAUACGCCCUGACUAUCAAGAGCUUGGAAAACUUAAAAAAUAUGGGGUUCCUAUUGUGGCAUUAACUGGAACUGCUACAACUGUAACCAUUGAGCAAAUAACAGGGACUCUACGACUAUCUGACCCGAAACAUGUAAAAUUGCCAUUUACCAGAGAGAAUUUGGUGUUUGAAGUUUAUGAAAAAAAACCUGGUCCAUCAGCUGCUAUGAAGCAAGUUGCUGACUUGAUUACUUCACGUUUCAGUGGUCAGUGUGGGAUUGUAUAUUGCAGCCAUCGUGAAGAAACAGCAAGAUUGGCACUUGAGUUGAAGAAUAACAAUAUAUCCACAAUUUAUUUUCAUGGGGGUAUUAUGGAUCCUGAAGUGAAUUUAAGGCAUGCAAGUUUGUGGCUUGAUGGGAAAGUUGAUGUUAUUUGUGCAAAUAACUCUUUUGGGAUGGGUAUAGAUAAACAGGAUGUACGAUUUGUUAUCCAUUUAUCACAUCCAUCCAGCUAUGAAGCAUAUGUGCAAGAAUCUGGACGAGCAGGACGAGAUGGUUCUGAUGCCCGUUGUAUUGUUCUGCACAGGUUUGAGGAUCGAAAGUUCCAUUUAAGUAACAUUUCCAAAACUGUGUCUGCAGAGGCUAGAGCUAAACGUCUGUCAUCAUUAAAUGAUUUUUCCAGUUAUUUAUUAGAGAGGCACCACUGCUACCAAAAAUUGAUUGCAGAUUACUUCGACAGCACCCUAGAAGAGCCAUGUGGGAAAUGUGGAAACUGUCAAAAUCCAGCUGUACCCAUUACAAGGGAUAAUACAGUCCAUGGUAAGCAACUCGUUGCUUGUUUGCAGCACAUGCAGAUAAUUAAUGAUAAAGUGAGUGUAGAUGAAUUGGCAUGA